AUGUCUUCCUCAAUACUCGCCGCCAACACUCACCAUGCAGCAGUGACGCGGAAUGAGAGAGAUAGUAAGGCUGUUCUUCAUCAACAACAACAACAGAAAGCAAGAACGCAGAACAACUUUGACAAUGCUUCCAAUGGAGGGUCUACUGUGAGGCCAGCUUCGGCAUUGGUUUCAUCCACGAAUCGGGAGGUAAAGACUCGAUCCAGAGGGAGUAGUAAUGUAACGUUUAAGGAGGGACAUGAAGUGUUAGAGGGACCUCCUGCGAUGACGUCAUCGUCAAGAAAUAACAACAACAAUAGUAAUAGCGGAGGAGGAACUUCUAAUAGUUCUCGGAAUCAGGGAACGCCAACGAUGGUUUCGACUACCACUUCACAACAACAAACCCUCAACAGUAGCUCCCCGUCAAUACAAGCACAACAACAACUGAUCUCAAGCCACAUCUCUUCACGACAAAUGCAACAUCAUGGAGUGGAACAACCGAGUGGAUCUCAUCGAGCCAGGUUGGACAUUGUUAGCGAUGUUGGUGGAACACAAACGAAUUUGGAAAAUGCUCCAAAAGUUGCUCACCCUCUGAUACCGACUCUACAUGAACAACAAACAAAAACACAAAGUGACAAAAAUUCACCCUUGUUGGGUGGACCCUUAAUAGAAUUUGACGAAUUGCUAGAAUUUGUCAAGAAAAUUGUGAGCAUUAGUGAGGCUUUGAAAGAUUCAAAACUGAAGAAAAAUGGAAAUGUUAUUCAUAUACGAUUGUUACAUAUUGAGGAUGAAGUGACGCACUGGGGAAGAGAUUUAAUUAAACAAUCGAAUGACAAACAAAUAGGAAAGGCUCUCCAGUUACUCUACCAACAAUUAACAAAAGUACAUACCCUCCUUUCUAAAAUUCAACGGUGUAAAUGGUUUGUAGAUAUACGAUUCUCAAAGAAGGCAAAAAAGCUCACAGAAGAAUUGGACAAUGUGACGACAAUUUUAGGAGUGAGCAUUACGUAUUUCAAGGCACAAACUGCCUAUGCCAAUGUACAUAAAUUAGGCAUAGUGUCAGGAUAUCCAGAUAUUGACAUAUUUGAUCUUGACGACAAGAAUAAUCUUGCUUUGGCAGCUGACCGAUUUUAUAUGGGACAUGGUGUGACGCAGAAUUUUGAAAUGGCCUAUCGACUCUAUUUACACGCAGCACGGUUAGAAGAAGCACGGUCACAAUAUAUCGUAGGCUCAAUGCUCAUUGAUGGUGUUGGAGUUGAAAAAGAUUCUCGACUUGGUGUCAAAUGGAUCCUUAAAUCAGCUUCUCAGGACUACCCCGAUGCUCUCAACCAAAUGGGAAUUUUCUAUGAGACUGGUUUCAUUGUGGAACAAAACUUUGAGACGGCAGCUAAAUUUUAUUUAAGGGCCUCUCAUAUGGCUCACUUGGAUGGCAUGACGAACUAUGCUGCUCUUCUCUUACAAGGAAAGGGUGUGGAGAAGAAUGAAAAGAAAGCAGCAUGGCUCCUAAAGAAGGCAUGUGAAAGAAAUUAUGCCAAAGCACAGAAUGAACUCGGUGUCAUGUACUACAAAGGAUUAGGAGUUGAGGAAGCUCCUGACAAAGCUGUUGAACUUUUCACGCAAAGUGCUGACAAGGGAAAUGUGUAUGCUCUCAACAAUUUGGGAAUUGCUUACGAAGAAGGAAAAGGUGUGGUUCGUGACUAUGCAAAGGCUACCAUUUGUUAUGAAAAGUCUGCGAGACUUGGUAACAUUAACGGUUUGAACAAUUUGGGAUAUAUCAAAUUAUUGCAGAAACAAUAUGACCAGGCAUUGGAUUUACUGCAUGAAGCUGCAGAUCGAGGAAGUGUGGAUGCCAUGUAUAAUAUUGGCAACAUGUACAGGUUAGGGUUAGGUGUGACUGCCGAUAUUACCAUCGCUUUCAAGUUUUUCUACAGAGCUGCCACGUUGGGACAUGUCAAAUCUCAACGGAUUGUAGCUGAUAUGCUUUAUUCGGGCAAGUAUGAGUCCAUUCCAGCUAACAAAAAAGAAGCAGCAUCGUUUUAUUACAAGGCUGCCCUUAAUGGAGAUGCUGAAAGCUGUAACAAUUUGGGAAUAAUGUAUGAAGAUGGUUGUGAAGGUCUUCAUAAGGACGAGCAAAAAGCAAUCGAAUGGUUUCGACGAGGGGCAGAACUUGGAAGUGACAAUGCCAUGUAUAAUCUUGCAACAAUUCUCGAAAGGAGGAAUCAACAAGAGCAAGCAAAAGCGCUAUUACGUCGUGCAAGCUCAAUGGGAAAUAGCAAGGCCAGAGAGAGAAUUGGUAUUGUGUUGGAAUGA
Molecule: messenger RNA, 2289 nt
Organism: Naegleria fowleri
Lineage: Eukaryota; Heterolobosea; Eutetramitea; Acrasida; Naegleriidae
Exons: 2
Coding region: 1-2289 (762 amino acids)
Molecular function (GO): protein binding
Source: RefSeq, a predicted model, not a curated record